Messenger RNA from Enterobius vermicularis (human pinworm), 1137 nucleotides. The record is from the annotation of a GenBank genome assembly. Lineage: Eukaryota; Metazoa; Nematoda; Chromadorea; Rhabditida; Oxyuridae.
AUGUAUCAAAAUAAAAUUUCACGGCUUAAAGAGGCAAAUCGAGAUUAUGCAUUGGAAAUUUUGAAGCAAGAUAGUAUUGUUAGCCAACUGGAGCAGAACCGAUUACAAGAAGCAGAAAGUGAAAAAAUUCGUAAAGACGAAAAAUUAAUAAACGAUUUGCGGAAAAACAAUGCAGAAUAUCAACAAAAGCUGCUUCAUCUCGAAGAACAGAUGAGAAGCAAGGAAAAAGAAUUUAGCUUAAGAGAAUAUAAAAUUUGUGAAGCAUACGAGGCUCCAUUAGAAAAGCUACAGUUGUUCAAAGAGGAAAAAAAAUUACAGGAACAAACCGAGGAGUACAGGGUCCAGCUGGAAAUUGCUUUAGAACAACGGAAAUUAUUGGAAGAGAAGUAUUAUGCUUUAAAAAAUCUUUUGAAUCGAGAGACUGAGAAAACAGAAUCAAAACAGGAAAUUCUUGAACCAAAACAGUUAGAUCUUACUGAAGAGAAGGAUCAUCUAAGGACUUCAGUACCAGGAAAAUUUACUACAACGGAUAUACACGAAAGAAAUGAUCAGUCACCGCUGUUUUUUACCGGUAAUUUGAAAGCCGAAAAAAUGGAACAGUUUGUAGCAAACGAGAAACAAUUGGUUGAAAUUUGCCAGGAAACGGAUUUAAAGCUUACAGAGUUGCAAAAAUCAGUAAUGCGAAAACAAAGCAUUAUUGAAGAAUUACAAAGAAAACUUUCCAAUGCUGAAAGAAAACUUCUUGUAAAGUCGACGGAACUUAGAAGUUUGAAGAAGCAAAAUCGUGAAUUGUCUGCUGAACGGAAAGCUUCAAGGUUGAAAUUACUGGCAGCUGAUAAUGCGAAGCAGAUACGGUUGCAACAUAUGCAAGUUCAAAUAGAUAAAGCGUUACAACAAAUUCGAAGUCAGAGAAGAAAUGUGCAAAAUGUGGAUUAUAAAGGUAAAGAAAUUAAACACUUGCAAAGCCUGAUAGAGAAUCGCGGUACCGAAAUGCAAAGUGUGAACACCCCUUACAAAGAUGCCGUGAAGAAGGUGCAAAAAACAAUGACAGCGGUCGAACGUAGACUGGUUAACACGAAUCAGCAUAUUGGUGAAAAUCGGUAUUGGACUUUAUGGUUAAGCUCUGAAGCAUUCUGA